Messenger RNA from Drosophila erecta, 3075 nucleotides. It is a transcript of the gene beta'COP, whose product is annotated as coatomer subunit beta'. Gene Ontology annotation, biological process: retrograde vesicle-mediated transport, Golgi to endoplasmic reticulum; intra-Golgi vesicle-mediated transport; intracellular protein transport. Lineage: Eukaryota; Metazoa; Arthropoda; Insecta; Diptera; Drosophilidae. Gene Ontology annotation, molecular function: structural molecule activity; protein binding. The record is from RefSeq and is a predicted model, not a curated record. The coding region runs from base 121 to 2862 and encodes 913 amino acids. Gene Ontology annotation, cellular component: COPI vesicle coat. The transcript is spliced from 4 exons.
CUCUGACACAUUAACGAGGCGAAGAAGAAGAACAUCGGAGGCAGCUAAAGAGUUUUUCUGGUCUCGCCGCAAUUAAUUAGUGUUUUCGCAGACAGCCGUAGUUUGCCCAAACCGUUGAAGAUGCCUCUCAAACUAGACAUCAAGCGUCGCCUGACGUCGCGCUCGGAUCGGGUCAAGUGCGUCGAUCUCCAUCCGGCGGAGCCGUGGAUGUUGUGCGCCCUGUACAAUGGCCACGUACACAUCAUGAACUAUGAGAAUCAGCAAAUGGUGAAGGACUUCGAAGUCUGCGACGUGCCUGUGCGCUCCGCCCGUUUCGUGGCACGCAAGAACUGGAUCCUCACCGGCUCAGAUGACAUGCAAAUCCGCGUAUUUAACUAUAACACCCUGGAGAAGGUGCACUCGUUCGAGGCGCACUCGGACUACCUGCGCUGCAUUGCGGUGCAUCCCACACAGCCGCUGGUGCUGACCAGUAGUGAUGACAUGCUUAUCAAGUUGUGGAACUGGGAAAAGAUGUGGGCCUGCCAGCGUGUUUUUGAGGGCCACACCCACUACGUCAUGCAGAUCGUGUUUAACCCGAAGGACAACAACACCUUUGCCUCCGCCUCGCUGGACCGCACGGUAAAGGUGUGGCAGCUUGGCUCAAAUUUUGCCAAUUUUACGCUGGAAGGGCACGAGAAGGGUGUCAAUUGUGUGGAUUAUUACCAUGGCGGCGAUAAGCCCUACUUGAUUUCCGGUGCUGACGAUCGCCUGGUUAAAAUCUGGGAUUACCAGAACAAGACCUGUGUGCAGACCUUGGAGGGGCAUGCUCAGAAUAUCUCAGCUGUCUGUUUCCACCCAGAAUUGCCCAUAGUGUUGACUGGCUCGGAGGAUGGCACGGUUCGCAUUUGGCACUCGGGCACCUAUCGACUAGAGACCUGCCUUAACUACGGAUUUGAGCGGGUGUGGACUAUUUCCAGCAUGCGCGGCACAAAUAACGUGGCUCUGGGCUACGACGAAGGUUCCAUUAUUAUUAAGGUGGGCCGCGAGGAGCCAGCAAUGUCUAUGGACGUGGUGGGAGGCAAGAUCAUUUGGGCCAAGCACUCUGAAAUGCAGCAGGUCAAUCUGAAGACUAUUGCUGAUGGCACAGAGAUCAAGGAUGGUGAGCGCUUGCCCGUGGCCGUCAAGGAUAUGGGCGCCUGCGAGAUCUACCCGCAGACCAUUGCUCACAAUCCGAACGGACGUUUCGUUGUGGUAUGCGGCGAUGGCGAGUACAUCAUCUACACAUCGAUGGCCCUGAGAAAUAAGGCAUUCGGGUCCGCCCAAGAAUUUGUGUGGGCCCUUGAGAGCAACGAGUACGCUAUCAGGGAGAACAACGGCACCGUUCGACUGUUUCGAAACUUUAAGGAGCGUAAGAGUUUUACUCCAGAGUACGGAGCCGAGAGCAUCUACGGUGGCUACUAUUUUGGUGUAAAAACCUCCUCCGGAUUGGCCUUCUAUGACUGGGAGACGUUGCAGCUGGUGAGGCGCAUCGAGGUGCAGCCAAAGAACGUGUUCUGGAACGAGAGUGGCAGUCUGGUCUGCUUGGCCACAGAUGACUCCUACUUUGUCUUGGGAGUGGACACUGCCCAGGUGGCAAAUGCCGUAGAAACCAAGGAGGGACUGGAAGAUGAUGGUGUGGAGAGCGCCUUCAAUGUGUUGGGCGAGGUUUCGGAGUGCGUCAAAACAGGCCUUUGGGUGGGAGACUGUUUCAUCUAUACCAACUCGGUGAACCGCAUCAAUUACUACGUGGGCGGCGAGAUUGUGACCGUAUCCCACUUGGACCGCACAAUGUAUCUGCUGGGCUACGUGCCCAAGGACAAUCGUAUUUACCUCGGCGAUAAGGAGUUGAACGUGAUCAGUUUUUGCCUGCAGCUGUCCGUGCUGGAGUACCAGACGGCGGUGAUGCGAAGAGACUUUGAGCGCGCAGACGUUGUGCUGCCGACCAUUCCCAAGGAGCACCGCACUCGGGUUGCACAUUUUCUGGAGAAACAGGGCUUUAAGUCGCAGGCUCUGCAAGUCUCUACCGAUGCUGACCAUAAGUUUGACUUGGCCUUACAAAUCGGGGAAUUGGAAAUCGCUUUAAAGCUGGCACGUGAGUCGGAGAACUCCCAGAAGUGGUCCCAGCUGGCAGAUGUGGCGGCGAGCAAGAACAACAUGGAUCUGGUAAAAGAGUGCAUGCAGAAGGCAAACGACUUCAGCGGUCUUUUGCUGCUAUCAACCGCUUCCGGCGAUGCCCAGCUGCUCGAGGAGGUGGGUGCUGCUGGCUCGGCCCAGGGUAGGCACAACCUAGCCUUCCUGUCCGCUUUUCUGUGUUCGGACGUGGAACGCUGCUUGGAGAUUCUCAUUGAGACAAAUCGCUUGCCAGAAGCAGCGUUCUUUGCCCGCACCUACCUGCCCAGCCAGAUGUCAAAGAUCGUCGAGCUUUGGCGCGAAAAGCUUGGAAAGGUCAACGAGAAGGCGGGCCAGUCACUGGCCGAUCCGGCACAGUAUACAAAUCUCUUUCCUGGCCUGGGAGAUGCGCUGCGAGUGGAGCAGCAUUUGCAGGAGGAGCGAGCUCGCAAGGCGCCGGCACGCCUGGCUGCGCAUCUUCCCCUGAACAGCGAACGUCAUCCUCUGCAAGAACUACUUGCCGCCGAGCAGGGUUUCGCCGGGCAGUUGGAGGAGAAGGUGAAGCCAGCUUUCGUUCCCGCUCAAGCUGCUGUUUCUAGCAGCCAGGUGGCCGAGCCUACAUCUGCUGCGGAUGACGACGAUGACCUGGACUUGGAAAUAGAUGGAAUCACGUUGGAUGAUAAUAUUGAUACGACAGAUGUGAACCUUGAUGAUGAUUUUCUAAGCGACGAUUAGGAGGGAAGAUCAGAGCCAGGUCUAGGAUACCAUUUAAACUAUCGUUUACUGCUACGGGAGUCCCAUAUUUCGUGCAUUUCGAGCCACAGAAUUCCGCGCAUACAUUCACAUUUGAUUUGAUUGAAUGUUGUUUAAAUAUAUAUCUAUUAAUAUUAUGUACAACAGUAAUGGAGCAAACACUGCAAUAAAUACUUAUACAACAAUUUCAAAUAA